AAUAUAAAUUAUGCUUAUUUUAUGAGCUGUUGUUGUUUGUUCUCCUUCUCCACCCCAUUGUUCUUCCCCUUCCUUCCUGCGUUUCUCUCAAUGCCGUAAUUCCCUUUGUGUCGCGAGAUUGCAUUACCAAUUACCUUCCUCUUCUCCUUCAACUUGUUGCCUCACACACAUGACCACAACGCAUUUCAGAGUCUGGGUUGUUUCCCAAUGAAUUUCCCUUUCUCUUUCUCUCCACACCACCCCAUUCAACCAGCUUCUUCAUCUUCACUCCCUUUUCUUUCUCAGGUUUUCUUCAAAUUUCUGUUAGAUGCAGCAUCUGAUUUGUGUUCUGAACAUCCAAGAAACUUAGCCUGACUUCACAGGUGUAUGUUUUGCUGUGGUUUUGGUAGCAAUGAGUCGUAGAGUGAGGAGGAAGGUGGCAAAGAAAGGCAAAGGGAAUGAGGUGGUGUCCAUUCCUGAAAUUCAAGGAGAGGUUUUGGAUUUGGAAAGCCAAGGAAUUGUUGAGUGGAGGGGCUUACCUGAUGAUACAGUGAUUCAGCUGUUGUCAUGUUUGAGCUAUCGAGACCGAGCUAGCUUUUCAUCAAGUUGUAGGACAUGGAGGUCUCUUGGUAGCUCCCCAUGUUUGUGGACUUCUCUUGAUCUUCGUUCCCACAAGUUUGAUCCCAGCACGGCAUCUUCACUUGCUUCAAGAUGUGUGCAUCUUCAAAAGCUUAGGUUUCGCGGGGCGGAGUCCGCUGACGCUAUUAUUCAUCUUCGAGCUGGGAACUUGCGUGAAUUAAGCGGCGACUAUUGCAGGAAGAUUACUGAUGCUACUCUUUCAGUGAUUGCGGCUCGGCAUGAGUUACUUGAGAGUCUUCAGCUUGGACCUGAUUUCUGUGAGAGAAUAAGUAGCGAUGCUAUUAGAGCUAUAGCUCAUUGCUGUCCUAGAUUGAACAAACUUAGGCUCUCUGGCAUUAGGGAUGUAAAUGCGGAUGCUAUUAAUGCCUUGGCUAAUCAUUGUCCUAAGUUGACUGAUAUUGGGUUCAUUGACUGCCUUAACGUUGAUGAGGUUGCUUUGGGAAAUGUGUCGACAAUUCGUUUCCUUUCCGUUGCCGGGAUGUCAAGUAUGAAGUGGGGUGUGGUUUCCCAUCUUUGGCAUAAACUUCCUAACCUGGUUGGGUUAGAUGUUUCAAGAACUGAUAUUGGUCCAUCUGCUGUUUUAAGAUUGUUAUCCUCAUCACAGAGUUUGAGGGUUUUGAUUGCUCUGAAUUGUCCUAUCCUUGAAGAAGACACUAGCUUCUGUGCUACUAAGUAUAAAAACAAGUUACUAAUUUCCGUUUCUACUGAUAUUUUUAAAGGACUAGCUUCUUUAUUUUUUGAUAAUACCAAGAGUGGAAAGAAUGUGUUUUUGGACUGGAGGAAUUUGAAGAAUAAUGAUAAGGACCUUAAUGAAAUUAUACCCUGGCUUGAAUGGAUGCUAUCCCAUACGCUUUUGCGUUCUGCUGAGACCCCUCAACAGGGUCUUGAUAAUUUUUGGAUUGAACAAGGUGGGUUGCUCUUGCUUAGUCUAAUGCAGAGUUCUCAAGAGGAUGUUCAGGAAAGGGCAGCCACGGGUCUUGCAACUUUUGUUGUAAUUGAUGAUGAAAAUGCUAGCAUAGAUUGUGGAAGGGCUGAAGCAAUUAUGCGAGAGGGUGGCAUACGCCUCCUUCUUGGCCUGGCAAAAUCUUGGAGGGAAGGACUUCAGUCUGAGGCAGCUAAGGCCAUUGCAAAUUUGUCCGUCAAUGCCAAUGUCGCCAAAGCUGUUGCAGAAGAGGGUGGGAUUGAGAUUCUCGCUAGUUUGGCCAGGUCAACAAACAAAUUGGUGGCUGAAGAGGCUGCUGGAGGGUUAUGGAAUCUCUCUGUUGGAGAGGAGCACAAGGGCGCCAUUGCUGAGGCUGGUGGAAUAAAAGCUUUAGUGGAACUUAUAUUCAAGUGGUCUUCUAGUGGAGAUGGAGUUUUAGAACGUGCAGCUGGUGCAUUGGCUAAUUUGGCAGCUGAUGACAAGUGUAGCACAGAGGUUGCACUGGCUGGAGGUGUACAUGCUCUAGUAAUGCUUGCUCGUAAGUGCCAAUUUGAGGGAGUGCAAGAGCAGGCUGCUCGCGCAUUGGCUAAUUUAGCUGCUCAUGGAGAUAGCAACAGUAACAAUGCUGCUGUGGGAAGAGAAGCAGGUGCUCUUGAGGCACUUGUUCAACUUACGCGUUCUCCCCAUGAGGGUGUCAGGCAAGAAGCUGCUGGUGCACUUUGGAAUUUGUCAUUUGAUGAUAGAAAUCGAGAGUCCAUUGCAGCAGCUGGUGGAGUUCAGGCACUGGUUGCUCUAGCCCAAUCUUGUUCUAAUGCCUCCCCUGGACUUCAAGAGAGGGCUGCUGGAGCUCUCUGGGGACUGUCAGUUUCUGAAGUCAAUAGCAUUGCCAUUGGACAAGAAGGAGGUGUUGCACCUCUGAUUGCACUGGCACGGUCUGAAGCAGAGGACGUUCAUGAAACUGCUGCUGGAGCACUAUGGAAUCUUGCUUACAACCCUGGUAAUGCUCUACGAAUAGUGGAGGAAGGUGGAGUAACUGCCCUUGUCGAUCUCUGUUCUACAUCAGUAUCGAAAAUGGCACGAUUUAUGGCUGCAUUGGCAUUGUCUUAUAUGUUCGAUGGGAGAAUGGACGAAUUUGCUUUAGCAGGCCUAAUGUCGGAAAGUAUUUCUAAGAUAGCUGCGAGCUUGGAUGGAGCUAGAAAGAUGGCUUUGAAACAUAUUGAAACAUUUGUCCAUAUGUUCUCUAACCAACAAGCAUUUGCGGCUGCUGCUGCAUCAUCAGCGCCUGCAGCACUAGCACAAGUUACUGAUGGUGCUCGUAUUCAAGAAGCUGGACAUCUAAGAUGCAGUGGUUCUGAAAUUGGAAGAUUUGUUACUAUGCUCCGAAAUCCAUCACCUAUACUGAAAUCUUGUGCAGCAUUUGCUCUUCUCCAGUUCACAAUCCCUGGUGGACGACAUGCUGGGCACCAUGCUAGCCUCAUGCAGAAUGCAGGUGCAGCAAGAGUUCUGCGUGGUGCAGCCGCUGCAGCGACUGCGCCACUUGAAGCGAAAAUCUUCGCCAGAAUUGUUCUUCGCAAUCUUGAGUAUCACCAGAUAGAACAUACAAAGUAGAUCAUUGCAUCUGUCCUUCACAGACAUCUUUCUUCAAAACAUUUUGGACUUGUGAUAUUUCACAUAUACAUAGCUGUCAAAGGUGCCAAAAACACCGCAUGUGGCCCUUGAUGUAAGGGAAGCAAGUUAUAAAUUCCCUUAUCUUCCAUCUGUUGGAACUGCUUAUUGAACUGUUUAUUCUGAGAUGGACUUGUUACCCUCUCUGUUUUCCAUAUCAAGGCUGCAGCAGAUAGGUAAAUUGGUAUAAAUUGUAUUGCCUUGAUGUUUUUUACCCUUUGUAUUAUUUUUAUGUACCCUGUAUAAUUAUAAGUUUAGACAUAUUUUUGAGACUAAAUGCUUGGUUCCCUUCAA
Lotus japonicus is the source of this 3499-nucleotide messenger RNA. Its product is annotated as protein ARABIDILLO 1. The record is from RefSeq and is a predicted model, not a curated record. Gene Ontology annotation, molecular function: protein binding. The transcript has 13 exons. The coding region runs from base 392 to 3148 and encodes 918 amino acids. NCBI's taxonomy places the organism in Eukaryota, Viridiplantae, Streptophyta, Magnoliopsida, Fabales, Fabaceae.